Trichosurus vulpecula (common brushtail) is the source of this 1830-nucleotide messenger RNA. It is a transcript of the gene RAB1B, whose product is annotated as RAB1B, member RAS oncogene family. The record is from RefSeq and is a predicted model, not a curated record. NCBI's taxonomy places the organism in Eukaryota, Metazoa, Chordata, Mammalia, Diprotodontia, Phalangeridae. The transcript has 6 exons. Gene Ontology annotation, molecular function: GTPase activity; GTP binding. The coding region runs from base 91 to 696 and encodes 201 amino acids.
GCGUGGGGGCGGAGACGCCGCCAUCUUGGAGCGGGAGGCGGAGCGAAGCAGACAGGGAGGGAGCGACCGACCGGGGCCGCUGCCGCCGCCAUGAACCCCGAGUACGAUUACCUGUUUAAGCUGCUCUUGAUCGGUGACUCAGGUGUAGGGAAGUCCUGCCUGCUCCUCCGCUUUGCUGAUGACACAUAUACUGAAAGUUACAUCAGCACCAUCGGGGUCGACUUCAAGAUCCGAACCAUUGAGCUGGACGGCAAAACCAUUAAGCUUCAGAUUUGGGAUACAGCAGGGCAGGAACGAUUCCGGACCAUCACCUCCAGCUAUUACCGAGGGGCCCAUGGCAUCAUCGUAGUGUAUGAUGUCACUGACCAGGAAUCCUAUGCCAACGUCAAACAGUGGCUGGAAGAGAUUAACAGAUAUGCCAGCGAGCAUGUCAACAAGUUGUUGGUGGGCAACAAGAGUGACCUCACCACCAAGAAGGUAGUGGACAACCCCACUGCCAAGGAGUUUGCUGACUCUCUGGGCAUCCCCUUUCUGGAGACCAGCGCCAAGAAUGCCACCAACGUGGAGCAGGCAUUCAUGACCAUGGCAGCCGAGAUCAAGAAGCGAAUGGGUCCUGGGGCCGCUUCGGGGGGCGAGCGACCCAACCUCAAGAUCGACAGCACCCCGGUGAAGCCAGCCAGCGGAGGCUGCUGCUAGGGGGCGGAGCUUCGGGGGCUGGGAGGGUACUUCUUUUCAGAUGAUGCCCCUGAGGCGGGAGGUGGAGCCCCAAGCCUGCCUCCCCCUCCCCCCACCACCACCAAGGGGCAUUUGAUUCUGUGGCUUGUGGGCAGUGAUUCUUCACCCACUCCCACCCCCGACCUCCCUCCCAAAGCUCUUGGUCAGAUCUGUGCUGCAGGUGGGGGCUGGGGAGCCUCCCAAGUCCUUGGAGAGCCCCUCCCCACCUCCCCAGCCCCCUGUCCUCUCCCCAACCUUGGGGAGGAGUCUGCCUUGUUCCCAGCUCACUCCCCGUUUUCCCUCAGAGCUGCAGUGAGUCCUGGGGAGCCCCGGCCCCCCAGGAGCAGGGAGCCUCUUCCGCCAGACCCAAGGCCCAGACUGUGGGGGGCGAGGGUCAUGGGGAGGGUGGGCCAGACCUCAGGAGGGAGCGGCCUCUCUACAUCUUCCCGCUGUUCCGCAUCACCUUAGCCUGCCCUCCCCUCUCUCUGCCGCUAACCCCUCCUGGCCUUGGGCUUUUUGCUCAAUCCGUCCACAAUGGCUUUGGGGGGGGGCUGGCAGGGGGGCAGCGGAAGCUCGGCUUUGCACAAAGCCCGAGUGGGUGGGCAGCAGCAAUUUGGGACUUGCGCUUGUGCUUGGAGGGGGGCUGUUGUCAAUUCCCUCUGCCCCUGGCGCACCUCCCACCUCUCCCCUUCUUGGCCCCAGGAGGCUGUGGAGGUGGAAGGCUGCGAGCAGAGCUCUAAUCUGCUGGAGGGCCGGCGGCAGGCGGCUCCAGGCCUGCUGCCCCCUAAGCACCCGAGGAUUGUUCCCCUUCCCCCGCCAUACAGCUGGCUUACUCGCUCCUGGUUUUUUCCUUCCACCCCAGGAUAGAGUAAAUGGUGUUUCUUGCCUUGGUUCCAUUACUUGUGUGCUCCCCCCACCCCAUAUUUCUUCCUCUGUCCCUUCCCUUUUUCCCAAACAGUUUGAGUACUUCAGUCCCAGUCAGUGUGGGCCAGGGACACUAAGUCUCUUGAGUGCCAGGGACUCCUUCAGCGGAGGAGUCCAUUCACCUGGUCUGUUUUCCUUUCUUGUCCCAUGAUCCCCUGGUCAGUGUGACAUACACGAACACGCACAUAUACA